AUGUACGAUUCUUUAACCUACAUCGUGUGUGCAAGUCCAGCGCCAUCGGCAUCGCGAUCUCGCGCCAAACCAUUACGAACAUAUGGCAAGCGAAGCAUCCGAGACGAUCCGCUGAAAGAUCCAAACGCCAAGAAACGAAGGGUGUCAGCAGAGGCAGUAGCUUCUGAACCAGCAUCCAAAGGCACAGACACGGCGCCGCUGAAGGAGGUCACGGAAGAGGCGAAGAAUGCACCUGAAUCGACAACAACGAACAAACCUACGGCCGAGCCGGUCAAGAAGGGAUCAAUCUUGAACUUCUUCAAACCUGUACCUCCGUCAUCCACAGUUACCUCUAGCCCAAAGAGCGACGAGCCUCAACCCGAAUCAACGCCCCCAUCCUCACCACCACAGCCCCCAAAGAUAGAACCCCGAAAGAAACCGCGCCUAUUGCGCUUCCGCGGUACAUCAACACCAUUACUAGACGACGACAACACAGGAGAUGAUUCACAAGGCGAAGACACAGAAGCCGAAGACUCUGGCACCAAAUCCACUCGACUACGACUAACUGCUCGGGGGGGCUCUUUACAGCGUGAAUCGAGCACAAACGAUUCAAAAUCUGGAAAGAGGGGAAAGGUGAAAACACCGACUGUACAAACGACACUGAAUUUAUCGACGCAAGCAGCGUUUUCGGAGUGUAAGGUGUGUAAUACUGUGUGGAAUCCGCUGUAUCCGGAUGAUGUGAAGUUUCAUACGAAGCAGCAUGCGGCUGUUUUGAGGGCGAAGAAGAAGGAGAAGGAGAGUGAACUAUAG
Molecule: messenger RNA, 789 nt
Organism: Fusarium musae
Lineage: Eukaryota; Fungi; Ascomycota; Sordariomycetes; Hypocreales; Nectriaceae
Exons: 2
Coding region: 1-789 (262 amino acids)
Source: RefSeq, a predicted model, not a curated record